UAUCUCAGAGGCCCCUCCUAUCCUCUGCCUGCUCUUAUAGGGGCUCUCCUGUAACGUGCACUUUCAGUAUUUUAGAGACGCUUGUACAAAGACAACCUCCAAAGCAUCGACAUCAACAAAGCAACAAAAUGAGUGCCAUGGAAUCAAAAGUGAUUGAAGAUCUUAAAAACGCCCUGGAAAAUGUUGACUUGGUCUCAGCUGUGUCAAUAAUCAACAUCAAGUAUUUGGAAGAUACAAAUACAAUUCCACUGAAUAUUGCUAUCACAGGAGAGAGCGGAGUUGGAAAGUCCGCAUUUGUUAAUGCCUUCAGGGGAAUAGACAACGCAGAUGAGAGAGCGGCCCCUACUGGUGUGGAAACGACCAAGCCUGAGUCUUACCCACAUCCUAUAUACCCAAAUGUUACAUUAUGGGAUCUACCGGGAGUAGGAACCUCCAAAUUCCCAGCUGAUCAGUACCUGAAGCACUCUUGGUUUGAAAAUGUAGAUUUUUUUAUCAUUGUAUCAGCUGGUCGCUUCAGAGAGAAUGAUGCCAGGCUUGCUCAGGAGAUCAAGAAAAUGGACAAGAAUUUCUACUUUGUCCGCUCUAAGAUUGAUAACAAUCUAAGUGAUGCAAAACGGAGCCAGAGGGAGUACGAUGAAGAAAAGACACUACAGAAAAUCAGGGAAAACUGCAUUCAAGGACUUGAAGAACAAGGUGUGGCGUUUCCUCAGGUCUUCCUGGUGUCUAGUUUUGAUCUCCAUUUGUACGACUUCCCUGCCCUCCAGGAGACCAUGGAGAGAGAGCUUCCUUCACACAAAAGUGAUGUUCUGACCUUGGCCCUUCCCAAAUUCUGCAAAGGCAUCAUUAACAAGAAGAAAGAGGUCUUCCGUUCACAAAUAAAGUACUAUGCUUUAAUGUCUGCACUUGUAGCAGCUUUACCUAUCCCAGGGCUUUCCAUUGCUGCUGAUUUAGGCGUUCUGGUCGGUGUUGUUGGAAGCUAUUUGUUCGGGUUUGGUCUCAAUAAAAAGUCGAUGGGGAAACCCUCAAGUGCCAAGCUUCUGGAGAAUCUAAGGACAGUGAUGAAGUAUCUUUAUUCUGGAAAUGAUUUAACUAAGAAGCUUGUGGUUUUAAUGCUGCGUUCUCUACCACUUGUUAUGUUGUGUGAGGCAGCAGAGGAAGGUUCCACAUGGAUUCCCUGUCUUGGAAUCCCAAUUUCCUUCACUUUCAUUUACACAUUUUUGAGUUCUGCUCUUGACAGCCUAUUUGUUGACACAGAAAAUGUCCGGAUGAAGGCAUUUGAAAUGAAUUAAUGUCAGGUAAUAAAUUAUCCUUUAGCAAUGUAGAACAAUGAACCUUUAAACUGAAUAAUGUGUAAUAUGCAAAGGGGAAAAAAAAGGUAACUCAAUAGUAAAUCAUAUAAAGUGUGUUUGUUAAUGUCUUCCAAGUUGAUCUUCAUUACUGGUAAAACAUGAUGUUGGGAUAAUGAUUGGUUAAAUAUUUGUUUUGAUUGGCAUGCUAUGUCCAGGCCUAUAUUAUCCUAUACAUAUACAGGAUAUAACCUGAACUAACGGUCACUAAUAGAGAGUGGUGGAGAGUGAACACAUUUUUUGAUAUUUUACCUAACAGAUUACAGCUUUACACCGAUUAAUGAAACCGUAAUGCAUGUCAGCAUUACAGUAACACCAUUUUUUUGUCUUUCUUUUUCAUCCCAUCAAGACAUCCUCUGAUCGUUAAGUUGAAACGAAAUGUUGCAUAGGCUUUUGGUUUUUGGUUCAAUUGUAAUUCCCUAAGCAAAUGAAUGGACAGGUAAUUUUCUUUGGUUCAUUGGGGGCAACUGUGGCCGCUCGCUAGUCCCGUGUAGGGAUAGCCUGUGUGUAUUUGCUAAACACAUCCGUUAUAACCAGCACAUUUUCAACCCCAUUCUGUGCUGGCUCCAACUUGGUGAAUUGGUUAAUUUUGGAUCUUUUUUUUUAAUACCAUAACAUCAUCAUCACAACUAAAAUUAAAUGAAGGUUUGGUGAUUUUCCAUU
Messenger RNA from Gadus morhua (Atlantic cod), 2009 nucleotides. Its product is annotated as interferon-inducible GTPase 5. Gene Ontology annotation, cellular component: membrane. The record is from RefSeq and is a predicted model, not a curated record. NCBI's taxonomy places the organism in Eukaryota, Metazoa, Chordata, Actinopteri, Gadiformes, Gadidae. The transcript is spliced from 3 exons. The coding region runs from base 129 to 1289 and encodes 386 amino acids. Gene Ontology annotation, molecular function: GTP binding.